AGAGGAUAGUCUUUGGCAAAUCUCUACACUCGACAAGUUAAUCCAAAGGUCCCUACCUCGUCAGGGAGAUCCAUGGUUACGUCGUGUAGAAAAGGCAAUUUCCAGAACUCGCAACAGAAAGGAUAUUAUGACCACCUUUAACACGCUCGAAUCCUCAAAGUCAACAAUUGCCCUGUAUCUUCAAAAGAAAGCAGGAGACACGAUGAAUGAAAUAAAUGCAUUAGAAAGAAAACACGCAGAAAAACUAUCGAUGGUUCAGCGGGAACAUAUGAUCCUAUCCUCAGAAUGGCUCAGGCCUAACAACACUGGUUAUAUAUAUGAGGACAAAUCGCCUGGAACCUGUGAGUGGAUUUGGAGCACGCCGGAGUUCGUGCAGUGGAUCUCAUCGCCAUCAGCCCCAAGCCGCUUGUUAUGCGUACACGGAGUGAAUGGCUGCGGAAAGUCCAUGCUGGCGAGAUGUACAGUCAGAGAAAUGAGAGAAAAGAAACAUCAAACUCUGUUCUUCUCCUUCUCAGGAGUAGACGGCGAUCGGAAGACCUUGAACUCGUUGGCUCGUUCACUACUCUAUGAUCUCCUGGUGGAAACAUCCGACGAAGGCAUACAUUCGACUGUGGCUGCCUUGAAGGGCCGAAACCCUAUGACAACUGCAGAUCUACUCGCAGCGUUACUGAAGUCAAUAGAAAGUAUUGGUAAGCCAAUCUACUGCGUGAUAGAUGGGGUCGACGAAUGCGAUGAUGAGAACAACGAUCAAAAUCGAGGAUUGCUGAAGUGUGUCCUCGAUCUCGUCAAACUCCCCAACUGUCACGUGGCCCUCGUUGGUCGACCAUAUGCACUUCAAACUGCAGUCGGCUUAACGCCUCUGAUCAUUGAGAUGAACGCUAGCAUGGUAAAGUCAGACAUCGAGAGGUUUAUCCACGACCAGUUAGAGAAAUCUCCCAUCCCAAGUGCCCAUGGACUGAAAGAUGAAGCGGUCAGGACUUUGUGCGAAAAGUCAGAUGGAAUGUUCCUUUGGGUCAAAUUCGCAAUUGAAGACCUACGCGAGGCAAUUUUAUCAGUCCCAACGGGGGUUAAUUGGACAUCCAUGCUACAACUCAAAGAAUUGAGUCAAUUACCAGUCCUGGCAAGAUGGAUGCAAUCGCGCUAUACCCAGUCACAAAGGGAUAAUGGAGCCCAUUCUCUCCCACUCGAAGGCUUGGAGAUGGACGAGAAGCUCCCACACCAAAGAACAUUGGUAUUGGCUAUCACCCAAUUUUCUUUAAUUCCCUCCACGGGACCACCUCGAUAACAAAUCUUCCGACGACUUCCCCCGAACCCGCUGGAUAGAAGGUGAGCAUCUGCGUGCAACGAUCACAGCUGCAGCCCUACUCGUCAAUACCAUCCUCUUUAUUCUGG
This is a messenger RNA of Aspergillus sclerotioniger CBS 115572, 1392 nucleotides long. RefSeq lists its product as uncharacterized. The record is from RefSeq and is a predicted model, not a curated record. The transcript has 2 exons. NCBI's taxonomy places the organism in Eukaryota, Fungi, Ascomycota, Eurotiomycetes, Eurotiales, Aspergillaceae. The coding region runs from base 128 to 1285 and encodes 385 amino acids.